CGGAACAGGCGAGACCCCCCCGCUACGGAACUGGCCACCAUGCCCCCACCGCGCCCCCUCCGCAGCGCCGCCCUCCUCCUCUCCAUCAGCCUCUUGGUCCAAAGUCGGCCCCAAACGUCCCCUCGGCCCCCCACCGACCCCCACAAAGGACCGGGAAGUCCCAGUCCCUUCCCACCCCCCCCACCCGCCGCCGCCCCCCAUCUCGGCUUGACCAAACGUUCUACCGCCCCCUUGGGUCACCACAACGAGGUCUUGAAGGACCUGGAAGAACUUGGACGUCUCCGAGCCGAAGCCAAAGGGAUCGGGAACGGGAUCGGGAACGGGAACGGAUCGGGGUUGGCCAAGUUCGAGGCAACUUCGGCAACAGCAAAGUUUGGAACAUCGUCUGUUGGAAAGACGCUACGAAGAGUUGGCCGAAAGCCGACGGCAAGCGAAGCGGCACGAAAAGCGGCAGCCGAAGAAGAACGUUUGGCCGAUUUAGCAUCCGAUCUUCUACUCCGGUAUCUUCUCCGUGGGCCCGGAGCCGCCGUUGCCGAGGAUAAAAGAUCGGAAGAAGAGGAAGAGGAAGAAGACGACGGCGAUGGGAUCCCAUCAGACGUCGAGGAUGGGUUGGAUAUCAACGGGGGGUUGGAAGGAGACGGGUUGGAGGUCACCGGGGGGUUUGAGGGCGACGGGUUGGAGGUCAACGGGGGUUUUGAAGGCAACGAGGGCUUGGAGGACAACCAGGAUUUGAAGGUCAACGGGGGCUUGAAGGUCAAUGGGGGCUUUGGAGGCACCGGGCUUGAAGGUCAACGGGGUCUUUGGAGGCACUGGGAGUUUGAAGGUCAACAGAGGCUUCAAGGGCAACGAUGGCUUCAAGGUCAAUGGUGGCUUCAAGGGCAACGAUGGCUUCAAGGUCAACGGUGGCUUUGAAGGCAAUGGGGGCUUGGAGGACAACGGGGGCUUCAAGGUCAAUGACGGCUUUGAGGGCAACGAUGGCUUUGAAGGCAACGGGGGCUUGGAAGACAACGAGAUCCUUCCAACGGGGGAACGAGAUCCUGCCACGGGGCAACGAGAUCCUACCAAGGGGCAACGAGAUCCUUCCACGGGGCAACGAGAUCCUUCCAAGAGGCAACGAGAUCCUUCCAAGGGGCAACAACGAGAUCCUACAAGGGGCAACGAGGGUCCCAGAGGGUGGCAACGAGAUUCCGGAAGGUUCCGAGGAGAUGCCACCCCAGGAUCCGGCCGAGGUGGACGACCUUGACCCCAGUACCAUCGACCAGUUGAUCGAGCUUUCCAGUAAACUCCACUUACCGGCCGACGACGUGGUGGACAUCAUCCACGACGUGGAACAGAAACGCAAGAUGGAGGCCACCGUGGGGGCCCCCCCCCGCCUCAUCCAUCCCCCCCGGCCCCGAAUUCGCCCUUUACCCAUUUCCGAACGUUUUUCGGGUCGGACUUUCCUGCCCUUCCCCCGCGCCCCCCCCCCACCUCUACGGGAUCGGGAGCUGCAGAAGUAUCUGGAGAGGGUUUUGGGGGGCCCCCCCCGGGGUUACCCGUGAUGGGGGGGACGACACAAUAAUUCCCUCCCCCCCCCCCCGGUAUCCCUCCACCCCAUCCUGCUGCUCGGAUGUCCCCGUCCCAUCCUGGGGCCACCAGUUUGGUCCCUCCCAGUUCUCCCAGUUCCUACUGUAGACCCCCCCCCGCCUCGAGUCCCCUGGUCCCCCCCUCUUCAGACCCAGAGCCCCCCCCUCCCCGCCUCAAGUUUCAGCUCCAGUCUCCCAGUUCCCUCCCAGUUCCCCCAGUCCUCCAGU
This is a messenger RNA of Chroicocephalus ridibundus (black-headed gull), 1793 nucleotides long. RefSeq names its product VGF nerve growth factor inducible (gene VGF). The record is from RefSeq and is a predicted model, not a curated record. NCBI's taxonomy places the organism in Eukaryota, Metazoa, Chordata, Aves, Charadriiformes, Laridae. Gene Ontology annotation, molecular function: neuropeptide hormone activity. The transcript has 2 exons. The coding region runs from base 40 to 912 and encodes 290 amino acids.